UCGCUUUUUAUUUCCAGGCCUGCGGGAUACAACGGGAAUACAAAAAUGCGCUAGAGCGGUCCGCAACGCUGUAGUCUGCGUAAGGAACAAUUGAUACUAAGUGGCACUAGGCUGCAGGGGGUGCCACUGACACACUGGGAGAGGGCUCAGCCAACCACAAGGUGAUAACGAGGUCAGCGGAGCACUAGAAACCGGCUCACUAGCCUCCUGAUCAGUCUCGGCCCAGAGGAAAAUGAAGGGCUUGAGCUUCUGCUUUUACAAAUCUGAGGGGCAGGAAAUGAAAUCCCACUAGCAGUCUGCGUAGUGGAGUUGAACCCUCGCACCCGCUCCCCAGGGGGUCGCCUACAACGCGUUCCAGGUGGGCAGGCUCAGGCGCUGCUCCCUCACAAGCCCCCGGCCACGCGGUGUCUGGGACCGGGUGCCUAGUCAGCCCGGGUGGCUCCGCCCCGAGGCCCCGCCCCAUGACGCGAGACCCCGCCCCCGCAGCGCCCGCUUCCAAGAUGGCGGCAGCGAUGCCUGCCCGGCCGUUAGGGUGGCGGUGACGACAGGCAGCAAAAGACCAGCUGGUCCCAGAUUCGCUGCUGGAGUGCUGGAUGGAGCCUUUCUCUGCCCUCUGUGACAUUUCCAAUUUUAGAUAAUGCCUCACAUCUCUGUCCCCCCGGGACCCCCUGGAGCCCCCAUGAUCCCUAAGAAGACAGCUUGAACCUAGAAUUCCCCUCUCCCUCCCUAGAUCUCACCCCCAGGAUGUUGCGGAGGCUGCUGGAGCGGCCUUGCACGCUGGCCCUGCUUGUGGGCUCCCAGCUGGCUGUCAUGAUGUACCUGUCACUGGGGGGCUUCCGAAGUCUCAGUGCCCUAUUUGGCCGAGAUCAGGGGCCGACAUUUGACUAUUCUCACCCUCGUGAUGUCUACAGUAACCUCAGUCACCUGCCUGGGGCCCCAGGGGGUCCUCCAGCUCCUCAAGGUCUGCCCUACUGUCCAGAACGAUCUCCUCUCUUAGUGGGUCCUGUGUCGGUGUCCUUUAGCCCAGUGCCAUCACUGGCAGAGAUUGUGGAGCGGAAUCCCCGGGUAGAACCAGGGGGCCGGUACCGCCCUGCAGGUUGUGAGCCCCGCUCCCGAACAGCCAUCAUUGUGCCUCAUCGUGCCCGGGAGCACCACCUGCGCCUGCUGCUCUACCACCUGCACCCCUUCUUGCAGCGCCAGCAGCUUGCUUAUGGCAUCUAUGUCAUCCACCAGGCUGGAAAUGGAACAUUUAACAGGGCAAAACUGUUGAACGUUGGGGUGCGAGAGGCCCUGCGUGAUGAAGAGUGGGACUGCCUGUUCUUGCACGAUGUGGACCUGUUGCCAGAAAAUGACCACAAUCUGUAUGUGUGUGACCCCCGGGGACCCCGCCAUGUUGCCGUUGCUAUGAACAAGUUUGGAUACAGCCUCCCGUACCCCCAGUACUUCGGAGGAGUCUCGGCGCUUACUCCUGACCAGUACCUGAAGAUGAAUGGCUUCCCCAAUGAAUACUGGGGCUGGGGUGGUGAGGAUGAUGACAUUGCUACCAGGGUGCGCCUGGCUGGGAUGAAGAUCUCUCGGCCCCCCACAUCUGUAGGACACUAUAAGAUGGUGAAGCACCGAGGAGAUAAGGGCAAUGAGGAAAAUCCCCACAGAUUUGACCUCCUGGUCCGUACCCAGAAUUCCUGGACGCAAGAUGGGAUGAACUCACUGACAUACCAGUUGCUGGCUCGAGAGCUGGGGCCUCUUUAUACCAACAUCACAGCAGACAUUGGGACUGACCCUCGGGGUCCUCGGGCUCCUUCUGGGCCCCGUUACCCACCUGGUUCCUCCCAAGCCUUCCGUCAAGAGAUGCUGCAACGCCGGCCCCCAGCCAGGCCUGGGCCUCUACCUACUGCCAACCACACAGCCCUCCGAGGUUCACACUGACUCCUCCUUCCUGUCUACCUUAAUCAUGAAACCGAAUUCAUGGGGUUGUAUUCUCCCCACCCUCAGCUCCUCACUGUUCUCAGAGGGAUGUGAGGGAACUGAACUCUGGUGCCGUGCUAGGAGGUAGGGGCCUCUCCCUCACUGCUGGACUGGAGCUGGGCUCCUGUAGACCUGAGGGGUCCCUCUCUCUAGGGUCUCCUGUAGGGCUUAUGACUGUGAAUCCUUGAUGUCAUGAUUUUAUGUGACAAUUCCUAGGAGUCCCUGCCCCUAGAGUAGGAGCAGGGCUGGACCCCAAGCCCCUCCCUCUUCCAUGGAGAGAAGAGUGAUCUGGCUUCUCCUCAGACCUCUGUGAAUAUUUAUUCUAUUUAUGGUUCCCGGGAAGUUGUUUGGUGAAGGAAGCCCCUCCCUGGGCAUUUUCUGCCUAUGCUGGAAUAGCUCCCUCUUCUGGUCCUGGCUCAGGGGGCUGGGAUUUUGAUAUAUUUUCUAAUAAAGGACUUUGUCUCGCA
Messenger RNA from Gorilla gorilla gorilla (western lowland gorilla), 2432 nucleotides. It is a transcript of the gene B4GALT3, whose product is annotated as beta-1,4-galactosyltransferase 3. Gene Ontology annotation, cellular component: Golgi apparatus. Gene Ontology annotation, biological process: carbohydrate metabolic process; galactosylceramide biosynthetic process. The coding region runs from base 745 to 1926 and encodes 393 amino acids. The transcript is spliced from 8 exons. Lineage: Eukaryota; Metazoa; Chordata; Mammalia; Primates; Hominidae. The record is from RefSeq and is a predicted model, not a curated record. Gene Ontology annotation, molecular function: galactosyltransferase activity.